AUGCGCCUCCUCUUGCUCGCCGCAGCGGCCCAGGCCCUCGCCGCGCCGAAGACCGGCGCCUACCAGCGGACGUCCUCGACGACGAAAAACAUCAUCUCUACCCUCACGAAGGUCGUCAACCUCCAGGGCGGCCGCGGCGAGGCGGACCUCGCGCCGCGCGCGCGCCAAUUCGACACGCUGAGCGGCGCCGCGGUGAAGGAGGGCCUCGCGGUGGACUUUGGCAACGAGUACCUGUGGAGCGGCAAGAUCACGCCCGAGCUCUACGACGAGGACUGCGUCUUCACAGAUCCGACGCUGAGCUUCGCGGGCCUCCGGACCUUCGAGGCGAAUCUGGCGAACCUCGACUUCUGGAUCGAGAGCCUCGUGCCCGAGGGCCGGCGGCGCGUCGACCUCUUCGACCUCGCGCUGGUCCCCGGCGCCACGGAUCGCGUUCGGGCCAAGUGGCGCAUGCUCGGCGCGCUCCGACUGCCCUGGGGCCCCGUGCUCGACUUGAACGGCACGACGACCUACACGCUCGGCGGCGACGGCGGGCGCAUCUCGUCCUACGACGAGACCUGGGACAUGACGGCCGGCGACGCGCUCGGCCAGCUGCUCCGGCCCGGCGCGACGACGCGGAUCAAGGAGCCGCCGUUCUGGCCCGGCCGCGCGACGGGCGCGGCGCCGCCGGCGCCGGGCGUGACCUUCGGCGCCGGCGCGCCGACCUUCGUCGUGCUGCCGGGCUUCGGGAACGACAAGGUCGACUACUCGGAACCGCUGGGCUUGGACGAGGAAUGCGGCCUCGUCGCCGCUUUAGAACGGCGGGGCUUAGCCGUCGAGGUCGUCGACGUGGCCCGCGGCGACUGGCUCCAGGUGCUGACCAAGGGCAUCUUCGACGGCGACUUCUUCAUUUCCCAGACCGCCGCCGCGGACUCGCCGGCCUUUUCCUGGUACGCGGACGCGGUCCGGGCGACGCUCGCCGGCGUCGACGGCGACGUCGUCCUCGUGGGCCACAGCGCCGGCGGCUGGCUCGCGCGCGCGGCCUGCCUCGACGCGGCCGUCGCGGCGCGCGUCGCCGGCGUCGUGACCCUGGGGUCGCCGCACCGGCCGCCGCCGCCGGGCGUCGAGUGCGCGACGCGCGGCGUCGUCGCGGCGGUCUUCGACGCGCCGCGGACGCCGGGCGUCCUCGUCACCGUGUCGUCCGACGCCGUCGCCGGCGGCGACUCGGCCGUCGCCGCCGACGGCUACGGCCGCGUCUGCGGCGACUCCUCGGGCGUCGGCGACGGCGUCGUGCCGCUCAGCGCCGCGCACCUCGACGACGCGGACCUCCAAAUCACGCUCGCCUGCUCGCACUCGAUCAACGUGCCGGGCACGUCGGACCCGACGGACGACUGGUACGGCGCCGAGCGCAACGUCGACGCGUGGCUCGGCCCCCUGCAGCAGCUCCUCCGGUCGAAGAAGGCCGGUUUGCCCGCGUGGGUCGCGAACCUCCUGCCCGCGUGA
Messenger RNA from Aureococcus anophagefferens, 1479 nucleotides. RefSeq lists its product as hypothetical. The coding region runs from base 1 to 1479 and encodes 492 amino acids. Gene Ontology annotation, molecular function: hydrolase activity, acting on ester bonds. The record is from RefSeq and is a predicted model, not a curated record. The transcript has a single exon. Lineage: Eukaryota; Pelagophyceae; Pelagomonadales; Pelagomonadaceae.